CAGCAUUCCUGACAGGUCAAUCUGGCACCGUCUCACACUAUCUUACACCAUCUUGAAUUCCGAUUUCCAACGAUCGCGCAUCGAGUAGUUUUGCUUGGCCAGGCUUUGCGGGGAAAGUUGUACAAUCUCCCGAUUUCUUGACAUUCCUGGCCUGACAUCGCGGACGGUGCACGAUCAAUCAUGUUGCUCUAGAUAAUUCCAACUCGUCUGGGCCAUAAUCCCCGGCCAUGGCCACUACUGACACCGGGGUUGACCGCAAAGGUAAACCCCCGAAGCGUUCGUCCAAUUCUUAUACGAGUGAGGAAUGGCGGAGGCAUCGUCCUUUGAUCACACAGUUGUAUUUCGAAGAAGGUCGGACUCUCAAGGAUGUUGCCGACCAUCUCAAACGAGAAUUCGACUUUGCUCCAACUGAGCGGAUGUACAAAAGCCGCUUGCAUACAUGGGGUUUGGACAAGAAGAAGAAAGAGCAUGAGAUGCUCGAUCUAGUUCGACGGGGACUCCAACAGAAAGGCGACGACAAGGACAAAGUCUUUCUGGUAAGAGGAAGACAGGUCACACUCGCUGACGCGCUACACUAUUUUAACCGCAAAGGAAUCAAAGAUCCUGCAAGCCUUCUCGAACCAAGCGGGGACCUACCCGGAGAAUUGUCUUCUCCUGAUGAUGCCGACGUCGACGCCGAAGCAGCUACUCCGGUCUCGUCCAACGGAGACGAUCUCGAUUCUGAGCUCCCCGUGACCUUCGAUGAGGAUAUGACUCGAAGUCCGUUGACUAUGGCCGAUCCGGGAACUGCCAAACUAGCCCUGUCUCUGACACCGACCGAUGUCGCUGACCAAUGUCUUCAUUCAUUACAGGCGGCGCUUGGUCUUGUCAACAUUUCCCCGCUGAUGCCGUUCCGACAUCUGUCUGUCGAGUCUUUUGUCGCGCCGUCUAAUGCAUCACCGUCCGACCAGCGUUACCUCGAUGUUGUUUUUAGUAACCUCCAACAACAUUACAUUAGGCUGUUUGAAACGCGGAACGUUUCUGUUAGCAACACCACGGGAACUUGGACAGCCACAUCCGAUGACGCGGUGGCCGAUCGGUUUUACUAUUCCAUGUAUCACGGCUACUCGUUUCUGUGGAACGAGCAGAAGGAGGCUGCAUUUGAAAACUUCUACAAGGCCUUCGCACUUGUCGAAGGACUGCUCAAGGACGAUCACGUCGGGUUCAUGAUCUACAUCUUGGACCUGAUCAUCCGACAUGAUGGCACGGGGUACGAAGAGCCACUUCUGAUGCUAUUGCAGCAUUUGGCCGAUCUUGCCAAGGCCGUAUUUGAGUCCGACCAACACCCCAUAUAUCUAGUGGCCAAGUACAUGAGCGAGGCGACGAUUUCACGGGCGUGGCUAGCUGAAUCUGCCAUGAGAAGGCUGCUGGACUUUUUCCAGGAUAGCAUUGGAUACUUCCACCCUGAGACAAUUGCCCUGCUGCAGACAUUUGCAACUGGCCUCAUGAACCGGAAAUGGUAUGCAGAAGCCGCUGUGCGAUUCCAACAGUUGGUUGAUGCGUUCGAAACCACAAUGGGAAAACAGUGUUACGAGGUUUGUUAUGCGCUGCGUUCGACAUCCGAAGCAUAUUUCCACCUAGGUCAAUACAAAGAGGCUCUUCAGUCGAUUAAGACUGCCUUGGAACGAGCCGAGCCCCUUGCUCGCGCCGAAGAGCGAGAAAUCUAUGUGCGAUGCCUCCGAGCGAUGGCUGAGAUUUUCAACAAUUUGGGUCGACGUGAGGAAGCCAAUGAGACGAUGCAGCAUGUCGUCAACAUCUGUCGAGACUCGUUUGGCCCUGAACAUCCGUUCACCGCACGAGCCGUCAUGCACCUGAAAACCAUUCAGAAAGGCGAGUCGACUAGUGACUCGGCCAUCCCUCCCAUGGUGUACCGAUUAGGCCGAGGGGGCAAUGCGGCCAAAUAUAUCUGGACAUCGAGAUCCAGUCCAACUCGGUUACAGGCCUGAAGCAAGGAGAAGGGCGUGGAUCACCUAAGUAUCGACCACCAAACUCAGUGAGAGCAGUUGCCUGGAUAUGAUGAGGAUCCAAGUGACGAGCAAGUUCAUCAUUGGUGCAGAGCAGCGGGUCGCCAUUGCAACUUCCCAGAUGGAAGGAUGAAGACCGACAUUGCCAGUGAUGGUCUCACAGUGGGAACUCACGCUACCUUGCUAUCUAUUGGUAUUUGAGACAAGCGGAAUAGCCCUCCCGCUCCGGCAACAAAUUUGCCAUCUGUCCUGAUCACAACAGGAGACUGUGAGCCCAAGCGUGGCGUAUAGAGGAAUGUGCGCGGAAAGGAUGAGACACGAUCAGGAUGGAUUGUUAGCCGCAGGAACCUCCCGUGUUUUCUCUUCAUUUCAGAAAGCCCCCCGGUCAGAGCCAAGCGGCGCAGUUCAUUUGGCUGGUUACCCAGGUUUGCGACAAAUGGUGCAUCUGUGAUUGGACACAUGCUACCAGAGAGAAGAUGAAGAUUACGGAGUAUGCAAUCCAUGGUAAAAGUGCAUGGCAAAUAUCGUAUCAGCCAGGCAGCCAUGGAAGAGCCACAUCUGGCACGGUCGUUUUGACCUCAGGAAGAAUCUGGAGCCACUUGAGUCCCCACCGGAACCCGACUUGAUACCUCCGGGGGAGCCUCCAGACGGUCAAGUCAGUGUUGCACGCGAGAAUCCAGCGCCUACGAUCCCUGCUUACUUACGAGUACGUGAGCAGCGUGAACUAAAAGUACUUAUGAUCGAGGCACAGGAACACACAACCAUCUGUACUACUCGCUGGGUUCAAGGAUGUCAUUCAGUCUGGACAGUACCCAUUGGUGGAGGGUUGGAGUAUGGCUCGCAAACCGGAAUCGGAGGCAGCUAGAGUUCCGGCCCUAACUUUGUUUGGCUCUGUGACCCUGGAGACAACCACUUCUCGGGCCUUGGUUGGCUGGUUGUGACAGCGGACAACCCAAGUGCCUCUAAGAUCGGUGCUUGAUGAUGAUUAUUUUUAUUAUUAUUAUUAGGAGGGGGGUGUCACCCUAAGAAGGCCGAGGGGCUCGUUUGGCCCCUUCUCUGUUUAUUCUUAG
This is a messenger RNA of Exophiala mesophila, 3073 nucleotides long. RefSeq lists its product as uncharacterized. NCBI's taxonomy places the organism in Eukaryota, Fungi, Ascomycota, Eurotiomycetes, Chaetothyriales, Herpotrichiellaceae. The transcript is spliced from 2 exons. The coding region runs from base 228 to 1985 and encodes 585 amino acids. Gene Ontology annotation, molecular function: protein binding. The record is from RefSeq and is a predicted model, not a curated record.